CUGUUGCACGGAAGCAACAUAAAACAAAAAUAGUGGAACAGCCACGUCUUCGUCUUCCACCGUCCUCUACACAGCGCCGCGUCCCUCUUAUCCGGUGCCGGACUGCAGAGGCUGAGGUCCGUCUUAUCCGCCUGCGCGCUACUGCAGCACAGCAGAACAGUGAGCGUGUCCUCACCGCACCCCAGGACACAUGCCAGUUUCAUAUUCCCAGUAUAACCACUCCCUUGCUAGUCCACUGCACUGGUUAUAAACGUCGGCUUUUGUUGCAGUAGGUAGCUUUCUAAGUAGAAAAGUUACCCGCGAUGGAUUCUAAGCGAGAUAAAGACCAAGAUGCAGAAUUUGAGAAGAUAACCCCUGUCCUGCUCAAGUCACGUACGGGAGAGUUCGAUUUGGAGUCAAUAUUAUUUCUGAAAUUGAGAGGUCUUGGUAUACAUGAUCUUGGAUGCAUUGGAGAAUGUAUCAAUGUGGAGAGACUGGACCUCUCUGGAAAUAAUAUUGCAAAUUUAGCUCCUCUAGCAUCUCUUCGGCUUCUUUCUGUGCUUAGUUUGUCUGCGAACAGGAUCUCCAAUUUAGAGCCCCUGCGCAGUUGUGACAGUUUACAGAACUUAAACAUGGCUGGUAAUAUCAUACCCAGCAUUGAGAGCCUUCACUGCCUUCAGUCUUUGAGAAAGCUUGAAAAUAUACGUCUUAAAGACAACACUUACAAUUACACUAAUCCAGCUUUCUCUGUUAGGAAUGCAUCAUAUAGAACCAUAGUUCUUGAGAUGUUCCCCAACCUCAAGGUACUGGAUGGUGAAAGAGUGGUUGGACGUGGGAGUGACUUGUACCAGUUAUGCAAAGACAUUGAUGACACCAUCAAAGCUGGUUUAUACAAGAAUGGACAGCUUAUUGAACAUCCUGAUUGCAAGCCAUGGGUGGAAGAUAGUUACUGGGAGAUAAAGAGAUCAAACAGUGCUAUUAUUGAAGAAGCCUACAAACAAUUUAAUGAUGUUCUUCAUGAAUGCAGGCUCCUCAACAACAGAGCCAUUCAUGUCAUUUCACAAACCGAGCGAUCUAUGAGCCUGAAGAAGCAGCCAAAGCAGUAUGCCAUCUGAGUUGGGCUAAUUUGGUCACAUUUGUGUGCAACAUUUGGCAACUUUUUUGUUGUAUGAUAUACAUGGCUAAUGUACUGUAGGUUUUGCAAAGUACUAAGCUGUAUCCAAAUGCUUGAUAAUUAUCAUUGCCAGACAUGCUCUGUGUUGCAGUGUGAGGCAUUUCUUCACAUUUUAUUGCACCCUAUGCAUUGGGUAUCUUAUGAUACAUGCAAGUGGUUUGAAAACCUUUAUCCAUGCUGACAUCCCUCAGUUUGGUUCAGAGAUGUCUUUACUUGCACAGUGUGCAUUUUUGUACCAUGUUGUAGCCUGCAUUUAUGCUAAGAGCUAUGCUGCUUAAGAAUUUCUAUAGGUUUUCUGUGAAUAAGAGCUUUUUUAAUUUUGCAUUGCUGGAUAAUUUUGGGAGUUUAUGUACCCCAACCGUUGCCCUUUCUUUGUAAGGUGAACAUUUGCAAAAUGUGAUAAAUUGUUUCAGCCAUUUCUACUUGUUUUAUACCAUAAAAUUUAUUUUAUGUACAAUUCAACUUGUGGAAAAUGUAGUUCUUACAGUGAUGGAAAGUGAACUUCACAUCUAUGAUUUUACUCAUCUGCACAGUCUAUUGUAAUACUGGUACAUAGGCUACCACACACUGCCACACACUGCACAU
Messenger RNA from Monopterus albus (swamp eel), 1738 nucleotides. It is a transcript of the gene lrrc61, whose product is annotated as leucine rich repeat containing 61. Gene Ontology annotation, cellular component: cytoplasm. Gene Ontology annotation, biological process: outer dynein arm assembly. Gene Ontology annotation, molecular function: protein binding. Bases 303 to 1094 code for a protein of 263 amino acids. The record is from RefSeq and is a predicted model, not a curated record. The transcript is spliced from 9 exons. NCBI's taxonomy places the organism in Eukaryota, Metazoa, Chordata, Actinopteri, Synbranchiformes, Synbranchidae.